Messenger RNA from Phaethon lepturus (White-tailed tropicbird), 312 nucleotides. RefSeq names its product coiled-coil-helix-coiled-coil-helix domain containing 1 (gene CHCHD1). NCBI's taxonomy places the organism in Eukaryota, Metazoa, Chordata, Aves, Phaethontiformes, Phaethontidae. Gene Ontology annotation, molecular function: RNA binding. The transcript has 3 exons. The record is from RefSeq and is a predicted model, not a curated record. Gene Ontology annotation, cellular component: nucleoplasm; mitochondrion; mitochondrial ribosome. The annotation marks the transcript as partial. Gene Ontology annotation, biological process: mitochondrial translation.
AAGAAGCGGCCCCCGGUUCUCCGCCCGACCCGGCCGCUGGUGCUGUCCAACAAGGUAGCGAACCGCAAGGAGCAGGCGGGAGAGGCGACAUGCAUUACGGAGAUGUCAGUAAUGAUGGCCUGCUGGAAACAGAAUGACUUCAGCGAUACAGCUUGUGCUGAGGAGAUCCGGAUAUUCUAUGACUGCGUGGCAAAGGCAGAAAAGGAGCGCAAGAAUCAAAAUGCGGAUACCCUGUCACCUAGGGGAAACUUAACUUCAAGCAAGGUGAACAAACUCCUCAGGAGGUUUCCUCAGAUCACACGUUACGUAUAA